AUGCUCAGUACUACGGAACAAAAGCAGCGGAUCCUGCCCACAGUCGACAGUGAAAUUAGCCUUACCAAACGUUUCAUAGAGAAGAUGCCGAACAAUGAAAGUGUUUGGAAUUACUUGGCUGGGUUACUGCUGGAAACUGGAGUGUCAUCUAGACCUGACGUUGUGGCGUUUGUGGAAGAUCUUUAUGAGAGAACUGAACCACCUAGCCGAGCACCCUAUCUGGUUUCUUUCUUGUGCGACAUUCUUUUGGAAAAUAUAUCGAAAACGACGUCAAUGCUGUUGAGAACUGCAAGAGAGCAAAAGAGGCCGGAUGAGGGUGGUGGCAUUUUUAGACCGACAAGUGUUGACUUCUUACUAAAAUUAGCUAUACAACGAGCUCAUAGCCUUAGACCCAACUCGAGCGAAUUACUGGAAACACCAGAUGAGGGUCGCGGACAAUUUGUUGGAAAGGCGCUCCUUCAAAACAGUAGCCAAAUGAUUUUUGGAAUUGUCGGCGAAAAAGCCACCUUGAUGAUUCUCUUUUUAUCUUCUUAUCAGUCUAUCAUCAUGGGUUUGGGCCUUGACCAUAAAGUGCUGGUGGUACUUGAUCACGGUCCCCGCUUUGCUAGAAAAGCGGGAAAUCCGCUCUCUAUCACGCUUAAGGAGUCUAGUGUCAAUCGUACGGUUGGAAAGUGUGAUAAAUCUCUCUGGACAUGGUGUGUUGAAGCGACCCUCGAACUGCAUCGAACUGUUUCGGACCUUUUCUCCCAGGAACGGGAUCCCAGUUCUGCUCGUCUUAUGCGGCUUGUACUUGCUGAUUACGUUGGCAGGGUACUUCAGCCGCGAUGGGGUACUCAGCUAGUAACCCAACAAGAGCUUUUGGCAUCUCUGUCAGCUAUUGGUUUGCCAUCUACCAAUGAUGAUAGUGAAAGCCUGGCGCUGAGUGGAGUUACUCUUGCCAUUGAAGCUUUGAGUCAACUGAGUGAAGCUCAAAUCAAAGGAGAAAAGAAUGAGAGUUCAAAUGAAAAGAAAUGCAGCGUGUCUAAGGAAAGAAGCAGUUUCUCACGCGAACCAAAGUGCUGGGAAGAUCCUUCGCCUUCUUCAGUUGCUCCGGAAACAGAUCGGAAAGUAGUCGAAAAUUGUGGAUCGGUCGUGAUCUUUACGGCAUACGCGGAAGAUGAGCGCCUAACGGAAUUGGAAAACGAAGUGGCUGAUAUGAUAAACGGUCGUAAUAGAAUAAUCAAGUCUCUGCAGGAUAGCUCGUUGUUUGUUAUACGCAAACUCUUUUGCCGCUUUGUUCAACUGUUCACUCAUUUUCAGAUUUUCUUGCAUAAAUCAUGUGAAGCUAUACAUCAUUAA
Molecule: messenger RNA, 1338 nt
Organism: Cooperia oncophora
Lineage: Eukaryota; Metazoa; Nematoda; Chromadorea; Rhabditida; Trichostrongylidae
Source: the annotation of a GenBank genome assembly